AUGGCGCCUCCUGUCGUGCCAAGCAAGCGACCGGCCAUCAGUCACCAGCACUCAUUCGACGCGCCGGGGUACAGCGAUAUCUCCGUGAAGUAUGGCAGCUAUACUCGCAGACUGCAUAGAAUAGUACUCGUCGAUGCAUCCGAGCACCUGGCGGAGGUUGUGGAGCAGAAGAAUGCACGAUUCAAAGGCUGGCUCGACGUUCUGUUUCUCGAAGAUAGCGAUCCGGACGCAAUUGAGGCUGUAUUACGGUUUGCCUACGGGUUUGACUACGACGACAUCGUGACCCUCAGCAAGGAGAAAUCCAGGACCGAGUUUCACUUGAAGGUCUACACUGCUGCGAGCGAAUACAAGAUGCAGGAAUUGCAAGAGGUCGCACGCAGGGCGUUGGACGAGUCCUUGAAGCACUUUACGGCGAGACGCCAUCGUCAGCCACACCAGGACGACAAGCGUGCUCACAGGAUCUUUGAGCUUGUGAAGCUGCUCACGACGUACCACCACUACGAACAAUACUUCGUCGACCGGAGCAAAGAAUUGGUCCAGCGGCACCUUGCCAUGCUGCUGAAGUUGGAUGGCUUCUUGCUCUGGCUGACGCAGGACGGCAGUUGGGCCGUGGAUUGCCUUCACAAAGCUGUCGACCAGGGGAGAAGCGUGACUGAACACACGAUCAAGUCCUGCAGAGAUUGCGAGACGGCAUGGGAGGAUUGCGGAUCCACCAAGCACGUGUGCACUUCACAGCCCGGUAUCCAGUCGAACGCGAAGUCUUGUGCGACAAUACGAUUCACCUGUCAGGUAGGUCAACUUCAUAACGUGGAGCAAAUAGCAUCUGGCACGUGA
Saxophila tyrrhenica is the source of this 834-nucleotide messenger RNA. RefSeq lists its product as uncharacterized. The record is from RefSeq and is a predicted model, not a curated record. The coding region runs from base 1 to 834 and encodes 277 amino acids. NCBI's taxonomy places the organism in Eukaryota, Fungi, Ascomycota, Dothideomycetes, Mycosphaerellales, Extremaceae. Gene Ontology annotation, molecular function: protein binding. The transcript has 2 exons.